AAAUGAAACACGUGAAAUUGGUGACAUUGCUCUCUAUAAAUAAGGGAACUCUAAAGACUGAAAACUCAACAACACUACUUUCCAAUCAGUAUAAUAGCAUUCAUAUACCUCUUUUGUCGUCCUACUUGAAUUGCUAAGAAGAGGAAACAAUGACUUCGACCAUGACUAUGGAUGCAUGGUUAGCAGAAUUGGAAAUUGAUAUGGAUCCAGUUGAUAGUUUAAUCGACCCUUACCAUCAAAGUGUAAUGGAUAUGGAAUCAACAUUUGACGAACAACUUGCUGCUGCAUUUUUCGACACGGCCUCUCCUCAGGUAGAUAUUGAGUGCAAUGUCAUUGAACAAUAUAUAUCAACCCCUCCUAUUUCCGACAUCAGUGAAAACCACGACGAUAACAAUAACAAUAACAAUAAUAAUGAGAGCGAGAACAUUGUAAGCUCCGAUGUUCAAGAGAGCCAACCUUCUAAAACUAAGCAAAAGACGAAGAAGCAAGCAGUGAGUACGAGUCAUGCCCCAAAGAGGAAACGACAGCCGAGCCAAGUGCAAGAUCACAUUAUCGCCGAGAGGAAGCGCCGGGAAUUACUUAGCCAGAUGUUCAUUUCGCUCUCCGCCAUCCUUCCUGGCCUAAAGAAGAUCGAUAAAACAUCGGUGUUAGGAGAGGCAAUAAGACACAUGAAAGAACUUCAAGAGAAAGUAAAGGUACUCGAAAGUGAGGUCGCAAAGAGGAUUGUGGAGUCCGUGGUACUUGUCAAUGGCACUGCAGAUGAUAAUGUUUCUUCCUCGUCAACUAUGGACGACUAUUGUGGAAACGGUAGUAGUAGUAGUAGUAGCGAUGGUGAUGGAAGUAAUAAUAAUAAUAGUAGUGACUCAUUCUCGGAAAUUGAAGUAAAAGUAUUGGGUAAGACAGUUCUCCUAAGAGUCUAUUGUGAAAAACGAAAGGAGAUAUUGGCCAAGUUAUUUGCCGAGGUAGACAAGCAUCAUUUGGUCAUUACUAAUUUUAGUGUCAUACCAUUUGAGAACGUUGCCCUAACUGUUACCAUUGUUGCUCAGAUGGAAAAAGGAUUCAACAAGAAUGUAAGAGAUUUUGCUACAACUCUUCGCAAUGCCCUUCAUUAAGUUAGGCUAGAACCGAGGACGGUCUAUAAAUACCGAACGAAAAUGAGUAUAAUUAUUCUAGCUCAUUGUUUAGUUAAUUAGCUAGAACUUGUUUUCGGAUCUUUAAUUUAGAUAAAUCUAGGAAAUAUUCGUAGUUUAUUUAUCAAUCUGAACUUUACUAAAUAACUUUUUAUUUUUUUGGAAAUAAAAUAACAGAGUAAUUAGUAAGACACAAAUUUUUGUAUGUGGCUGGCCACACGGUGUGGCCAGUCACAAUUUUUAUUUU
Messenger RNA from Chenopodium quinoa (quinoa), 1377 nucleotides. RefSeq names its product transcription factor bHLH18-like. NCBI's taxonomy places the organism in Eukaryota, Viridiplantae, Streptophyta, Magnoliopsida, Caryophyllales, Amaranthaceae. Gene Ontology annotation, molecular function: protein dimerization activity. The record is from RefSeq and is a predicted model, not a curated record. Bases 150 to 1112 code for a protein of 320 amino acids. The transcript has 4 exons.